AUGGAUGUGCACUGCGAGAACGUUCGCACUUUGAACGUCAAUGUUGGUAUCAUGGGUCACGUCGACUGUGGUAAAACAAGUCUAGCUCGAGCGAUCUCUACGCACUUCUCUACCGCAUCUCUUGACAAGCAUCCACAGAGCAUCGAGCGAGGCAUAACAAUUGACCUUGGCUUUUCCAGCUUUAUGGCUCCAGUUGAAGGGAGCCUCUUCACCUUACCUUAUGAUCAAAUCCAGUUUACAAUAGUCGACUGCCCAGGUCAUGCCUCUCUUAUUAGGACCGUGCUCGGUGGUGCACACAUAAUCGACAUAAUGUUGCUGGUAAUUGAUGUGAACAAAGGCAUCCAAACUCAAACUGCAGAGUGCCUUGUGGUUGGGGAGCUCACCGCAAACAAUCUCAUUGUCGUGCUCAACAAAAUUGACGUGAUUCCUUCCAAAUUGCGAGAAGUGGUUGUUUCUAACAUGCAGAAGCGUCUUUCAAAAGCAAUUAAGACGACUAGAUUUGGUGACUGCAAGAUGGUCCCAGUCGCAGCGUGUCCUGGUGGUGCGGAUAAAAUGGAUGUGUAUGGUUCUCCAUUAGGGAUCGAUAUUCUAGUAGCCAACCUCAUGGCACUUGUCAGUAGUGCGCAAAAACGACUCCAGGGAGGUGAUUUUCUUCUUGCGGCAGAUCACUGUUUUCCAGUUAAGGGGCAUGGCACUGUGCUGACUGGAACAGUUUUGAAAGGGCAGUGCCGAGUCGGUGAUAUUGUCGAAUUGCCGCACUUGAAGCUCCAAAAGAAGGUGAGGAGUUUGCAAGUGUUCAAGAGACCUGUGCAAACUUGUGCAGUCGGAGACAGAGUUGGUAUGUGUAUCACGCAGUUUGACUCUAAGUUGUUUGAAAGAGGUAUAGUAGCAGCACCAGGUACAGUCCCCAGCUUUAUUGCCGCGGUUGUCAGUGCUGAGAAGAUCAGAUUUUUCAAAGGCAUCGUCCAUUCCAAGAUGAGAUAUCAUGUGACAGUGGGAUAUACAACAGUUAUGGCCACAGCGGUUUUCUUCAAAGCUCCAUGUCAUCCAGCUUCUUUAGCCACCUCAGCGAAGUCCUGCGAAGAAGGAAUUCUUUUUGGGUCCCAAGACGACAUUAUCACUUCGACCUGUAGCACGUGGGCACUUCUUCGAUUUGAUCGCCCUGUAACCUGCCCUGCUGGAUCAAAGUAUGUAGCCUCGCGUUUUGACGCUGAUAUCCACAAAAAUUCGUGCCGCCUCGCUUUCCAUGGGCGUAUUAUCCACCCCAGUGUUGAGGAUCCAGCUUCAGUGAAGCACAUUAAAGUCUUCACAAUGAAAAAACGUUUUGGUUCAGUUGAUCGGGUGCAUGAUGUGAAAACUGUCAUUGGUAAGGGAAUGUUUAAAAAAGAGACCGACAUGACGAUUUUUCAAGGCUUGCGAGUUUUCACUAGUCGCGGAGAAAUAGGAACUAUAGCGGGUGCUUUUGGUAAGAGUGGAAAGUUCAAAGUAUGUCUUAAGGACGGCGUUUCUCCCUCGGAUUUGAAAGGUAACGCAUCACGGCUCAUUCUCAAUUACAAACAUUUUCUCUUUGGUAAGGAAGCAGGAAAACAGAUGAAACAAUGA
Molecule: messenger RNA, 1602 nt
Organism: Micromonas pusilla CCMP1545
Lineage: Eukaryota; Viridiplantae; Chlorophyta; Mamiellophyceae; Mamiellales; Mamiellaceae
Exons: 4
Coding region: 1-1602 (533 amino acids)
Biological process (GO): selenocysteine incorporation
Molecular function (GO): translation elongation factor activity; GTPase activity; GTP binding
Source: RefSeq, a predicted model, not a curated record